Akanthomyces muscarius is the source of this 1176-nucleotide messenger RNA. RefSeq lists its product as uncharacterized. Lineage: Eukaryota; Fungi; Ascomycota; Sordariomycetes; Hypocreales; Cordycipitaceae. Gene Ontology annotation, biological process: pyrimidine nucleotide biosynthetic process; 'de novo' pyrimidine nucleobase biosynthetic process. Gene Ontology annotation, molecular function: dihydroorotase activity. The transcript is spliced from 5 exons. Gene Ontology annotation, cellular component: cytoplasm. The record is from RefSeq and is a predicted model, not a curated record. The coding region runs from base 1 to 1176 and encodes 391 amino acids.
AUGCCGAACCAAUUUUCAAGCCGUCGCGGGACAACUGCGCAGACUUGGAAUGGAAAUAUCAUUGCAAGCAUUGGUCGAUAUUCCACGAAAGAAUACAAUCUCAAUACGAUGGAUCUGAAGAACGUCCAGCGCAUUGAGCUACCUGCCACGGCGGACAUGCAUGUCCAUCUCCGCCAGGGCGACAUGAUGGAGCUUGUCGCACCGACCCUUACCGCGGGCGGCGUUGAUACGGCUUUCGUUAUGCCCAACCUAGUCCCUCCUGUGACCACGGUUGAGAUGGCUCUCGAGUACAAGCAGAAGCUUCUCGCCGUCAACCCCAACGUCAACUACCUCAUGUCUCUCUUCCUUCACUCCACCGUCACGCCCGACGUGAUUGACAAGGCUGCUGCGGCCGGCGUCACCGGCGUCAAGCUGUAUCCCCAGGGUGCCACCACCAACUCGGACAAUGGCGUCGCCGAUCUCAAGGCCUUCUAUGACACGUUUGAGGCCAUGGAGAGAAACGACAUGGUCCUGAACCUGCACGGCGAGGCUCUCGAGGCGCUGGCUCCCGCCGGCAUGACCCUCGAGGAGGCUUUCCUGCCCACGCUCAAGAGCCUGCACGAGCGCUUCCCCAAGCUGCGCAUCAUUCUCGAGCACUGCACGACCUCUGCUGCUGUCGAGGCUGUCAAGGCUUGCGGCCCCAACGUCGGCGCCACCAUCACAGCCCAUCACCUGUACCUCACCGAGGCCGACGCCUGCUGCGACCCCUUUGCCUUUUGCAAGCCGAUUCCCAAGAAGCCCCUCGACCGCGACGCUCUCAUCAAGGCUGCCAUGAGCGGCAACCCCAAGUUCUUCUUUGGAAGCGAUAGUGCCCCUCACCCUAUCCAGAAUAAGACCUCGGCCGAGCAGGGCAAGGCGCCCGCCGGCGUCUUUACCCAGCCGUUUGUCACCCAGCUGGUCGUCCUCGCGCUGCAGGAAGGCAUCGAACGCGGUGUCCUAGCCGACGCGGACGUGACGCAGGAGAAGCUCGAAAACUUCCUCAGCAAGAACGGCCGCGCCUUUUACAAGGUGCCGCAGGCGACACGCCGCAUUGUACUGGAGAAGAAGGAGACGAUCCCGACCAGUGUCAAGAGUGAAACGGUCGAGGUCGGCAACUCGCGACACGGAGACGAGGUCUUUAGCCUGCGAUGGCUGUAA